This is a messenger RNA of Cajanus cajan (pigeon pea), 712 nucleotides long. RefSeq lists its product as uncharacterized. The record is from RefSeq and is a predicted model, not a curated record. NCBI's taxonomy places the organism in Eukaryota, Viridiplantae, Streptophyta, Magnoliopsida, Fabales, Fabaceae.
AAGCACUCUCACGUUCCUCCAUAAGCCUCACCGAAGCGAAACUCCUCGUAUUGACUGGACCAUGGACUCGUCGAAGCGGCACGUGCAGAAGCUUCUGGUGAGCGUGAGGGCGCUGCUGGCGGUGGCGGCGAAGCGGGCGUGCAGGCUGCCGCGGAAGCUGAAGGCGGCGGAGGAGUGGAGGAUCGAACUGCGGUCGCCGAAGAAGCUUCUGAGAGGCAUAAGCGACAAAACGCUGCCGUUUAUCCCGGGGCGGGGCAAGAAGAAGCGCGAGGGCGAGGAGUGGGGCCAGGGCGGCGUGUGGCAGAAAUCGAUCUUGAUGGGCGACAAGUGCGAGCCGUUGGAUUUCUCGGGCGUAAUUUACUACGAUAGUAACGGGAAACAGGUGAACCAGAUGCCUCUCAGGUCGCCACGUGCCAGUCCCCUGCCUGAGUAUUACUUCAUCCGCCGCAGGGAGCCGGAACAGCUCCAGUACCACCACCACCACUGAACUUGCCUCGCACGUGCCUGCCUCCUUUCUAGUCGCACGUGACUUUUGCUUUUCGUUUCUCUUGUAUAGGAUUGUAUCCGAGUGUUGCUACUUGGGUUCGAGUAUGUUUAGAUUUAGAUUGCUCUAAGCUGUUUUUUUUUUUUUUUUGAAGGGUUUACUUUGUCUUCGUGAUCGUCUAGAUCGAAUUUCAUGAUAUAUGAUCAAGAAUUUUAAUUUUGUUUGAAA